AUGCUUCGAAUUGUUAAUAUAAGUCGACUGGCCAAUACCCUGCCACAGCCGCCGGCGUUUCUAAGGGGAUUCCAUGUGAACGCUGCACGCCUGAAACGCCGGAAAACAGCAGAGGAGAAGAAAUCCCCCAGAAUUAUAGAGUACUCCCCCAAGAAGGCGCAAACGGCGGGUGGCGGAGCCUCCGACAUCUGGAGGCACAUGAGCGUGGCCCAAUUGGCCAAGGAACUGGAAAGACCACUGGAUGAUGUCCAGGAGGCCAUGUUGUAUGUCAAGGGCGCCGACAACAUUGAACCCGCCUUUAAGCUGGCAGAUCUCAAGAUCAUCCAGGAAAUAGCCAAGAAACUGGGCGCCAAAACCCGGGUGGUGGCCACACCGGAGGCUGCAAGCGAGGAUGACCAGAAGGAGCGCGAUGUGGCACCAAGACCGCCUGCUCCGCCAGAACUCCUGCAUCCCCGCCCACCCGUUGUCACCGUAAUGGGUCACGUGGAUCAUGGCAAGACCACUCUGCUGGAUUCCCUGCGAGGUGCCGAUGUGGCUGCCGGCGAGGCUGGUGGGAUUACCCAGCACAUAGGCGCCUUCACAGUCACCUUGGAGAACGGCGAAAGAGUCACGUUUCUGGACACACCGGGACAUGCCGCCUUCAGCGCGAUGAGAGCUCGCGGAGCCGUGGCCACGGACAUCAUUGUGCUCGUGGUGGCCGCCGAGGAUGGCGUUAUGGCGCAGACACGUGAGGUCAUCCAGCUGGCCAAGGAGGCCCAGGUUCCCAUUAUUGUGGCGCUCAACAAGAUCGACAAGCCAGAGGCUAAUAUUGAAAAAAGCAAGCGGGAACUGGCCCAAAUGGGCCUGGCUCUCGAGGAGCAUGGCGGCGAUGUCCAAGUGAUACCAAUCUCUGCCCUCAAAGGCACCAAUCUGCAACUUUUGGCCGAGGCCGUCAGCACACAGGCCACGCUCAUGGGCCUCAAAUCGGAUCCCACGGGUCUGGUUGAGGGAAUCGUCGUGGAAUCAAAAACCGAUCCUCGCCGUGGCAAGCUUUCCACGGCCAUCGUUUCGCGUGGAACGCUGCGUAAAGGCUCCGUGCUGCUAAGUGGUUUAGCUCAUGCUAAAGUAAGAGGUCUCUUCGAUCACAAUGGCCAGCCUUUGAGUGAAGCUCCUCCCGGCACUCCCGUUGAAAUUCUGGGCUGGCGGGAAUUGCCUCUUGCUGGUGAUCUCAUACUCGAGGUGGAAACGGAGAAAAAAGCCCAUGCCGUCUUGAAGUACCGCGAGCACGAGGAGCAAAAGGAGAAGAUCGAGUCGAGCAGCGAUGAGAUUCGCAAGAAGGAGGAGGAGCACCAGGCCAAGUACCGGGCGGAGCGUGAGGCCCGUCGUUUAGCCGGUCGCUUCAGGAUGCGCGGUGGCCAACGGGUCAAGCAGGUGGACGACAACGAGGGCAAGCCGCGGGUCAGUGUCAUCAUCAAGGGCGAUGUUCAUGGCUCUGUGGAGGCCAUUCUCGAUGUGCUGGAGACGUACAGCAGCAACGAGAGCUGCCGCCUGGACAUUGUGCACUAUGGCGUGGGCAAUGUGACCGAGGGCGAUCUCGAGCUGGCCAAGGCUUUCGAUGCCAUCGUCUAUGCCUUUGCCGUGGAGACACCUCAGCUGAAGGCAACCAAAGAAGUGAACGUGCGCAGCUACAACAUCAUCUACCGGCUAAUCGACGACCUCAAGGAGCAGCUGAGCAGCAAGUUGCCGCCCGUGGAAGUGGAGGAGGUGCUGGGCGAGGCCAAUGUCCUUCAGAACUUCCUCAUCAACGAGGGGCGAAAGGAAGUGCCCGUGGCGGGCUGUCGCUGCACCAAGGGAGUAUUGAAAAAGGCCCAGAAAUUCCGAUUGCUGCGGGAUGGUGAAGUGGUCUACAACGGGCCGCUGGAGUCCAUGCGGCACCUGAAGAACGAGGUGGACACGAUUAAGAAGGACGUGGAGUGCGGCCUACGCUUUAAGGACACCAAAGUGCUGCCACAAGCUGGAGAUAUUCUGCAGUGCUACACCACGAACAUGGAGGCCCAGCAAACGGACUGGGAUCCAGGUUUCUAGCUUGUACGAGAGCCCUGUUAUCGCCAUUGUAAUCUAUAGUUUUCUAUUAUAUACCGUUUAUAUAAAACAAUCGACUAUCCGACUUCCUGUUGAUCCCACUGCCGCCGCAGCCACCCUUCACCCACAUACUCGGGUGCGCUUAGGAUACCGAUAUUGAGUGUUGGCAGCGGAACUGGGCGGCGAUAAGGGAGACUAGCUCGUUCUA
Molecule: messenger RNA, 2269 nt
Organism: Drosophila takahashii
Lineage: Eukaryota; Metazoa; Arthropoda; Insecta; Diptera; Drosophilidae
Gene: mIF2
Product: mitochondrial translation initiation factor 2
Biological process (GO): translational initiation
Cellular component (GO): cytoplasm
Molecular function (GO): translation initiation factor activity; GTPase activity; GTP binding
Source: RefSeq, a predicted model, not a curated record